Molecule: messenger RNA, 2385 nt
Organism: Mandrillus leucophaeus (drill)
Lineage: Eukaryota; Metazoa; Chordata; Mammalia; Primates; Cercopithecidae
Gene: CNPY1
Product: canopy FGF signaling regulator 1
Exons: 4
Coding region: 20-436 (138 amino acids)
Cellular component (GO): endoplasmic reticulum
Source: RefSeq, a predicted model, not a curated record
CUUGGUGGGUGCUGAAACAAUGCCGGGAGAGCAAAGCCGCCGAGGGUUUGUCCGGUUAGAGCCAGACAUGGAGGACGGACUGUGCCACGGGGAGCAGAUCCCCCUAGCCCAGUCGGAGGCGUUCCUAACGGACCUUUUGGAGAAAGUCUGUGAGCGAAUGAACGACUACAAGCUUGAGGAAGACCCUGUGACGAAGGAGAGAACUUUCAAGAGAUUUGCUCCUAGGAAAGGAGACAGAAUAUACCAAGAAUUUAAAAAAUUAUAUUUUUAUUCUGAUGCUUACAGACCUUUGAAAUUUGCGUGUGAAACUAUAAUAGAAGAGUAUGAAGAUGAAAUAUUCUCACUUAUCGCCCAGGAGGCACACUAUCUAGCUGACAAGCUGUGCAGUGAAAAAUCAGAUCUGUGUGAAACUUCUGCUAAUCAUACUGAGCUCUAGGAGUGCCGUGCUGCUAGUUGUAGAGAGGAGUAAAGUCACACCCAAAGGUCAAUGUCUGCAUUUUAUGUUUGCAUGUUAUCUUUCAUGAUAAGAAAUUUUGUCUCUUGUUUAUACCAUGUUUGUCUCCGUUUAUGAUUUAUUUUGAAAAUCUGUUGUUUGACAUCAUGACAAACCCUGAGUUUUUUUAUAGGUGAAGCUGAGGAGUACAUGAAACUUAAAUUAACCUUUGCAGAUUUUGAUGAAUCAAGCUUGACAAGAAAGAAUUUAAUUCUGUAUUGGGGGAAAAAGUGAAGACAUUUCAUAAACAAAAUAGGGAUUUCAUAAUGUAUGCUGUUUAUUUUAUAACAGUGUAUGUGCACGUAUACAAGUGCAGUAGCUAUCUGAUAAGAACUGAAUUUGAAUUCUCAAAUACUUGAUUGCCUAUAAAUUUAAGGAAAUACAUGGCAACAAAUUCAAAAUGUGGUCUUCUGGGUGAGAUAUGGCUAUUGGUGAAAGAAACAAACUCACUUUUUAUCAGGAAUGAAAUUUAAAUUUUUAGAAAUCACAAGUUUAAAAAUUCAUCUCUAAAAUUUAGUGGAGUGUGUAAAAACUAAUGAAUGCUUUAAUUUAUAGUAAACAAUAAUUAUAUUGGCCUCUCAAACACCAAUCUGAGUUUAAAUGGUUUAGAAAGUUGAAUUAUUAUUGCAUCAUGUGUUAAAAGAUGACGCUAGUGAUUGUGUUUUGUUUUACUCCAAACUCUUCUGGUUUGUUUGUUUUUCUUCUAAAGGUUUUUUAUUUUUUUUAAUUUUUUUGGCUCACAUUUAGUGCGUUGAGUUUACUACUAAAUAAUCUUCCAUUCUUCUACAGGAAUGGAAAGAGAGUUGGGACCUGGUGGGAAAUUAUCCUUUGACCACACUUAAUAUACAAAGUCUAGUAACAAUCACUCCCGGAAAUUUAUUUAUCUCUGUUAAAUUUGCAUUCAAUGGAAUCUGACUUUAAGGAUGAAAAAUGUCAGGGUAUAGUCUACACCAGUUUCUACGAAGAGAUUCUCAUUGUCUUUGGUGACAAUCAAGUGGGUAGGAUGCUACACAUUCUGCCCGGAAGACCUAAAACUCUUUGCCAUAUUGUUACUCAGUUGCUUAAAAAGCACAUUAUGUGUUUAAAUCAUUCUUCUGACUCUUCAGCAGGAAACAAUCCUUAUAUUUAGGAAAAUUUACCAAAGCUAAGGGAAAGGGCUUUCCAUGCCCCCUCCCCACCUCAACUCUGAUUAAAAGUUAGUGAGUUAAUAUCACUUAAUUAUUUGGGUGCUUUUUUUUUGGUCUUGUCUGUAGCUGCUUAAGUAUGAUGGCUCCUUACAUAAGCCAACGAACUCGCGCUCUAGCUGACACACGAUGGAAAUAGAACUGAAUAAUAAUUAACACUAUUUUCCAGUAGGGUAGGACAAUUGUUAUUUAAAACGUAGUCCCUAUAGCUUUAUUUAAAUGUACCUAGUUAAGGUUAAUUUGGCAUUUAAAGUAGUAAAUCAGGAACAUUCUCCUAACUUGGGUUUUCUUGGGAAAUGCACUAAACAGGAAAAUUAUUCCCGAAAACCUGGUGACCUUCACAGGAACAUGGUGGGAACUGUGACUCUAAGUAAGCUUCACUGAAAAAUGUUAACAGUUGUAAUUGUAGAAGUGUUGCCAAAUUUGUUUUCAUACUUUCAUUGAUCAUCAUUAAAAAUUCUCAAAUGUAGACAAUACUAACACUAAUUAUAGAAAUUAAGAAAACGUGGACUCCUGUUUGUGACUAAACGGACGUGGGGAGGUGCACCUCCUGUCACUGAGGGGUGCCUUUCUUUGACAGUGAUGCUUUGCUUUGAAUAUAGAGGGCCAGGAACUUUGACUUACAGCGAAUAGCUAAGGUUUUGCUAAAUAUGGCAUUUCAGGUUUUUUCUUGGAUUUCUCAUUAAAAAUAGUCUUGUGUCUUGCAAA